AUGGCUGAAAUGAAUAAUUCCUCGUGGAAGCCCACGAUAUUGGAAACAAAGCCGUUCUCCCUCGACAGCGGACACUAUACAGCCCUAGCCUUCGUCCUCGCCGUCUGCGUCCCACAGGCCCCCCAUGGAACUGCACUUCGCUAUGGACUGCUUCUUCUCCAAAUUACUUGCGCAGUACAGGCAUUCCUUGCCCCGCCACCUCCAGUACCAGACCGGGCCAUCCUCUACUCGUCGGGUGUGCUUAUGGGCAAUAUGCUAGCACGCUACUUUGACCGAUUGUACACCACCAUUCCAGAGAAGACACUGCACCGCAUCAUCGACCCCCAAACUCCCGAGGAUACAGCCAAGCUUUCCGCACCUGAGCGCCUUUUCUGGGCCCUGGAGCUCUUCAGCGUCACCCGCGGUAUCGGCUGGAACUGGCGGGUCGCCGGCAUUCCCCAGUCCCCACCGCCAACCACCAGAUUCCAAUUCGCUGCAGCCCAACUCUGCAGAUGGACCGCCAUGUACGCGGGUCUACAUCUCGUCAACGUGACCUGUCAGAUCGUAUUGUCAAGCCCAAAUGCCAUCCCCUCGCUCCCGGGCAAUUUGCACAUCUAUGCCCUGAUUGUGUGCGGCUGUGCCAUCACAAUAUACAGCCAUUUCGGUAUUCUCAUGCUUCCGCUCUCGGCUCUCUGUGUCGGCCUCCAAGUGGGCCCUCGCUCGUGGCAGGAUGUUGCCUCCUGGCCACCCAAUUUCGGUAGUGUUCGCGAAGCAUACAGCAUUCGCCGCUUCUGGGGGUACACCUGGCACCAGCAGCUGCGACGGCAGGCUGGUGCGCCUGGUGCAUAUCUUAUUAGCUUGUUGCCGGACAGUGUGACGAUGUCUAAACGGACGUCUGUUCGACUGGGGAGACGGUACUCACUCCUCUUAAUGACCUUUGUCGUCUCAGGGUUAAUUCAUGCGUGUGGAACCUACCAAGUGACACGAGCGCUUGGCCUGCCCUUGUCGGACGGCGGGGAGAUGAAGUAUUUUGUGUUGCAGGGGAUGGCAAUCAUAGCCGAGGAUUUUGGUUGUUGGGUGCUGGGUAUUGAUGAUCGGGGAACAAAGCCCGGGGUAAUGCGACGAUGGAUGGGAUAUGCGAUAACGUUAUCAUGGUAUGUCUGGAGUCGCGUACACCUGAAAGGUGUACCGGUAGCUUUAGCGAUGGGGAAUGAGGAUGAGAGGGGGAACUUGUUUGCUGCGUUGGAGCUGGUUCGACAGUCUGCUGUGGCGGUGCCGGGCAAUUUCGUAGCGAGCGCCUGGGAGCUGGUUUGGUGA
This is a messenger RNA of Penicillium egyptiacum, 1296 nucleotides long. NCBI's taxonomy places the organism in Eukaryota, Fungi, Ascomycota, Eurotiomycetes, Eurotiales, Aspergillaceae. The record is from the annotation of a GenBank genome assembly.